Chondrus crispus (carragheen) is the source of this 3594-nucleotide messenger RNA. RefSeq names its product ATP dependant DNA helicase PIF1. Gene Ontology annotation, molecular function: DNA helicase activity. Lineage: Eukaryota; Rhodophyta; Florideophyceae; Gigartinales; Gigartinaceae. Gene Ontology annotation, biological process: DNA repair; telomere maintenance. The coding region runs from base 1 to 3594 and encodes 1197 amino acids. The record is from RefSeq and is a predicted model, not a curated record. The transcript has 7 exons.
AUGGCAUCCGUGGUCGCCAAAUGGGUGAACAGAGGUCCCGGUCCUUCUAAUUUUAACCCCACAAUGACGAUGCAGGGCGGGAUGUACCAUUACAUGGGUCCCAUGAUGCCAUCCGAAGGGCGGGCGCCUUCCUAUGCUUCCGUUUACAUUCAUGACACUGACUACGCCACCCAGACGCGCACAAGGCUUGGAACCUCUAGACAACUGGAAGAGGCACUGAUGACGCAACUGACACACAUGCUGCACGAAUGCAACCCCUACGUGCAGACGUUUCUGUGUAUGCGAGAAUGGGCUCAAUCUCCUCACAACAACUGUCCUGCCACGUACCAGAUGGUCAUCCAUGCCGACCGCAGGCCAAGUCAUGAGCACGUGCGCCGGUACAAUGGUCCCGAAGCUUCUGAAGUCGCCGCAUUGAUCCCUGGAAAUGAAGACGGAGAGAUUGGGCGAAGAGAUAUCGUCGUGCGCAGGAGAGGGACUCUGAACAGUAACGGGAACGAAGUGCUGGAUCCGAUUUCAGUCAGUCAUCGCGCAUACGAUCCAUUGAGUUACGUGCUUUUGUUCCCGAACGGUAGAGAUGGAUGGUAUCCAGAGCUUCGAUUCUCCAGUGUUCAAGACGGCAGACGUACCAAGAUUACUCCGAUGAUGUACUACGGAUGGCAUUUGUUCGAAAGAUCAGGCGAGUUCAGCACAAUCUUGCACGCAGCACGACUCUUUCAGCAAUACUUGGUUGACCAGUUCUGCAAAGUGGAGGCAGAAAGGCUUUCUUAUCUCCGCCACAACCAGACACAACUUCGAGCCGCCGACUACACCUCACUGCGCGACAGCCUAGGAGACUCCCGUCGUGCUGAAGAUGAAGCCGAUGCCGUGCGUGCGGGACGACUGUUCAUUCUCCCUUCCACGUACAUUGGAGGUGACCGCUAUAUGAGGCAGCAGAUGCACGACAUCAUUGCUAUAUCGAACCAAAUUGGCCACCCGGACAUCUUCCUCACCAUGACAUGCAAUCCAAGCUGGCCGGAGAUCACAAGAGCCCUACUGCCGAACCAAACGCCUCAGGACAGACCGGAUCUGUGCGCACGUGUGUUUCGUCUCAAAAUGAAAGAUCUCAUGUCCUUGGUCAUCAACGAAGAAGUAUUCGGAACCGUUGUUGCCCAUGUACGAGUCAUCGAGUUUCAGAAACGCGGUCUUCCCCACGCUCACGUUGUAUUUUUCCUAGAUGAAGUCUCCAAGAAUGAUCUGCGUACUCCCGAAAACGUCGACCGCAUUAUCUCUGCCGAGAUCCCGUCUGCCCAAGAUCCAGAACUCCAAGAGGUCGUGCUCAAGCAUAUGAUUCACAAUCCAUGUGGAGAACACAAUCCAACAGCCGUGUGCAUGGGCGAGCGGUACUGCAGGAAAGGGUUUCCAAAAUCGUUCAAACACGAAACCAGCCAGUCCGACAGUGAGUACUACAUCACGUACCGAAGAAGGGCACCCUCUGCAGGUGGCGUCUCCAUCGAGCGACCCUCCCACAACUCCUGGGUCAUUCCCCACAGUCCUGUGCUUCUACGUUCAUUCGCUUGCCAUUUGAAUGUUGAACUCUGCGUGUCACGCGUUGGCGGAAUCAAGUACCUCUUCAAGUAUGUGUGCAAGGGACAAGACCGAGUGACCAUGGAAAUCACUGCCGAGAACGAGCGCUACGACGAGAUCUCCAACUUCCAAGAUGCCAGAUACGUUUCGGCAUCGGAGGCCGCAUGGAGGUUAUUCUCCUUUGACAUUGUAGACCGCAAUCCUCCAGUAGUCAGGCUUGCAGUGCAUCUGCCCAACCACCACACGGUUUACUUUGAGGAAGGGCGAGAGCAGGAGGCGGCGCUUCGACCAGCAACAGGCACGAAGCUGACCGAGUGGUUUAAAGCCAACGAGAAGUACCCAAGCGCGCGGCAUAUUCGGUACUACAAGUUUCCAAGGUACUUUACGUGGAAGACACACACCAAGUCAUGGACCUACGAUUUCAGUGGUACAGGUGUCAACGUAGUCGGUCGAAUCUACACUGUCAGUCCGAGGGAGGGUGAGCGCUACUUUCUUCGCCUCCUCCUCACACAAGUGCCAGGUGCAACAUCCUUCGAGAACUUGCGAAAUAUCGACGGCGAGCAGUGCACCAGCUUCCGACAAGCUUGCUUACUACUCGGUUUGCUGGCCGACGAUGCCGAGUGGAAGCACGCAAUCCGAGAUUCAUUCCGGUCAAGCUUCGUUCCUCUUUCUCAUCUGUUUGCUACGAUUCUGGCACACUGCCAGCCUUCGGACCCUCUCUCGCUGUGGAACGACCACCUGGACAUGUUUCUCACCGAUAUUCGCAAUCAGGUACAGGAGGCCCUGCAGAUCGUGCGUUCCGACUGGACACUCGCAAACUUUGGACUCCCACUGCCCAAUGACAGCCUUCCCGCUUUGGAACAGCAAAACGAGAUCGAGACCCCCGAAGCUAGAGCGCAGCAGUCGGAAGAGCGACUACAGACGUCUGGUCGUCUCUUCUUCCUCGAUGCUCCUGGCGGAACAGGCAAAACAUUCGUGCUCAGCGCCAUUCAAGACUUCCUUCGUACGCGCCGUAAGCAAGUCAUCGCUGUCGCUACGUCUGCUGUUGCUGCUGUGUUGCUCGACGGUGGACGCACCGCUCAUUCCGUGUUCAAGAUUCCCAUUCCUGUAUCUGCCGACAGCACGUGCAGCUUCUCCGCAAACUCCGACACUGGCCGUACACUGCAACAAGUCGAUCUCAUCAUAUGGGACGAGAUCUUCAUGUUCCAUCGACAUUGCAUUGAGACUGUCGAUCGCUCCCUUCGCGACUUGAUGCAAACCGACCGGCCCUUCGGAGGAAAGUUCCUCGUGCUCGCUGGAGACUUUAGACAAAUCCUUCCCGUCGUUCCGGGCGGGUCCCGAGGUCAAAUCCGCCUGGAAUGGAUCUCACUACCACAGUCCGUUGCGUUCGAGCAUACCAUCCGCAAUUUAUGCCUCAAGGUCUUCCAAGGGAUUCGAGACAAUCACGCCGACCCUGCCUGGCUCACCAAGCGCGUUAUACUCACCACAAAGAACAGGCCGCUCGAGGAAGUCAACGAGGUCAUCGGCAACAUGAUUCUGGGAUCGUAUCGAACGUAUUUGAGCGCAGACAAGGUCGACAACGAAGACACCAACGCGCUAAUCUAUCCCACAGAAAUGCUCAACACCUUGACCGCCGGAUCUGCUCUACCAGACCACAAGCUCAAGCUCAAGAAAUGCUUCAUCAACAUGGCCAACAACCUGCUCUUUCUACGCGUUACCACCGGGUCACACCAAGGCAACAGACUGUGUCUUCCUCGAAUGCCCUGCGGACCAGGAGACGACAACUUUCCCAUCCCUGGCUUCACCCGAACGCAGUUCCCCAUUCGCACGUGCUUCGCCCUUACAACGAACAAAGCGCAAGGCCAAUCCUUCGGUGGCCGCAUUGGUCUCGACUUACGAGAUCACUGCUUCUCGCACGGUCAACUCUACGUCGCACUAUCAAGGACUACUCACCCAGGCAACGUCACUGUCCUCACUCGAGAGUCCAAUGAAACAACGCGAAACAUAGUGUACCCCGAGGUCCUUCAGUAG